CUUUGGCGUCGCCUUCUUUCCUUUGGCAGCGUGUUCCGGUCCUCAAUCUCACCGAGAAGGGGAUGGAAAAGAAUCGGAGCGUCGCGUCGGGAUCGGGCGCCGACCCGGUGCGCAGCUUCGACCGCUGGAAGAAGAGGUACGCCAAACGCAAAGACAAGCAGCGGGAACAGCGCAAGCAAAAGAAACCGGAGUGGCAAGUGGAGAGGGAGUCGAUCGCCGCCUUGGAAAGGCGCUACUCGGAGAUAAAUACAAAUGAAGUGACAAGAUUUUCUGAUUUCCCAAUAUCCAGGAAAACUCUGAAAGGUUUACAGGAAGCUCAAUAUCGCAUGGUGACUGAAAUACAGAAGCAGACCAUAGGUUUGGCAUUGCAGGGUAAAGAUGUUCUGGGAGCUGCGAAGACAGGAUCAGGCAAAACUUUGGCUUUUAUUGUACCUGCUCUAGAAAUUUUAUACCGACAACAGUGGACUGCCAUGGAUGAACUGGGUGUUUUGAUAAUAUCUCCUACCAGAGAAUUGGCUUACCAGACAUUUGAAGUCCUGCGUAAAGUGGGGAAGAAUCAUGAAUUUUCUGCAGGUCUGAUCAUUGGCGGAAAGGACUUGAAACAAGAAUCAGACAAAAUCCAUAAUAUGAAUAUCCUCAUUUGUACACCUGGUCGUCUUUUACAACAUAUGGAUGAAACCUCGUAUUUCCAUGCCUCUAAUCUUCAAGUGCUGAUCCUUGAUGAAGCUGAUAGAAUUCUGGACAUGGGCUUCGCCGAUACCAUGAAUGCAAUUAUAGAGAAUCUUCCUAAAAAACGGCAGACCUUGCUUUUCUCAGCUACACAGACCAAAUCUGUGAAAGACCUUGCUCGGUUGAGCUUGAAGGAUCCAGAAUACAUCUGGGUGCAUGAAAAAGCAAAGUUCAGUACUCCAGCAACCUUGGAACAGAACUACAUUGUUUGUGAACUGUACCAGAAAGUCAAUAUGUUGUACUCUUUUCUGAGGAGUCACCUGAAUAAGAAGAGUAUUGUAUUUUUUGCAAGCUGCAAAGAGGUUCAGUAUUUGUUUAGAGUAUUUUGUCGCCUUCGACCGGGACUCCCUAUACUGGCUCUUCAUGGCAAACAGCAGCAGAUGAAAAGAAUGGAAGUUUACCAAGAUUUUUUGCGUAAGAAAUCUGCAGUUCUUUUCGCUACGGAUCUUGCAGCUCGUGGGCUAGACUUCCCUGCUGUGAACUGGGUCAUCCAGGUUGACUGUCCAGAAGAUGCAAAUACAUAUAUUCACAGAGUUGGGAGAACAGCCAGGUACAAAGAAGGUGGUGAAGCUCUCCUCGUUUUGCUUCCUUCAGAGGAAAAUGGCAUGAUUCAGCAGCUGUCACAGAAGAAAGUUCCUGUCAGCAAUAUCAAAAUCAACCCUGAGAAACUUUUAGAUGUCCAGAAGAAACUGCAGUCCUUAUUGGCUCAGGAUCAAGAUUUGAAAGAACGUGCACAACGGUGUUUUGUUUCUUACCUGCGAUCUGUCUACCUAAUGAAGAACAAAGAAGUAUUUGAUGUGUUAAAGUUACCUAUUGCUGAAUAUGCCCUCUCUCUUGGGCUUGCAGUGGCCCCUCGUGUACGAUUUCUCCAGAAAGUCCAGAAGAAACUGCAUACAGCGGAGCUUGAAAAAGGGGGGAAGGAGCAGGCUGAGGACACAAAGUUUUCUUUAAGUGAUGAGGAGUUAGAAAAAUGCAGGAGAAUUUUCUCUAGAACAGGCAUGUUGGGACAAAAAGAGCCAGAAGGCCUCUCUGGGAAAAGCAGUCCUGUUGAAGAAGCAUUGCAGAGUCCGUCUGAGCCAGAAGAGCCUGUGAUAGUCCAUGAAUCAAAGCCUGAAAGUCUGAAUUUUUUCGAAGAUGAUGAUGAUGAUGGAGAUGACGAUGACAAUGCCUUUAAGGACGUGCUGACUGUAAAACGGCGAAAUGUAUUUGGCUUGGAACCAGAAGAGAAAGCACCAUUGAUAAAACCGAAUGUAAAACUGAAGAAGAAAAUAACUAAAACAAAAGAAGCUAAAAAGGUUUUGAAGAGAAAUUUUAAAGUAAAUACAAAAAUUGUAUUUACUGAUGACGGAGAGUUGAUUCAGCAGUGGCCACCAGCACAAAAGUCUAUCCUGGACAAAGAGGAAGAUGGCGAUGAUUGUAAUGGAAUCAAUCUAGACAAAGCAAAAGAAAGACUUCAGGAGGAGGAUAAAUUUGACAAAGAGGAAUAUAGAAAGAAAAUUAAAGAAAAACACAGGGAGAAAAGGCUUAAAGAAAAGGCAGCUAGAAGGGAAGCCAGGAAGAUGAAUGCAAAGAUUGAAGAAGACACUAUAGCUUUUCUGGAUCACAGUGACAGUGAUGAGGAAUUUGAUCCAAGUACACUUCCAGAUCCAGAUGGAAACAAAGAUGUCAAACAAGAAAUUCUUCCAAAAAGCCACAGCAAAAGUGGAAUGGAUAAGCGGCGGUUGGAUGGAAGCAAAUCAGCAGUGGAAACACCACAAAAGAAGAAGAAGAAGAUGAAAGUUAACCAAGAGGACUCUUUUCUACCAUUAGAUACAGGUCUUUCCCUUGCAGAAGAUGAAGCAUUAGUAUUACAAUUGCUCAACAAUUAAACCUCUUUUUCCACCGUUGGCAAUGUUAUUCCAGUUAUUUUUGUCGUUAUUAAACAAAGACAAGGAUAGAUGAAUGCCAAAAAAUAUUCAUGUGUUAACAACUGAAAGUAUAGAUUCUCUGAUGUGUGCCUAUAGUUCAUAGGUGUACUCUGUUAUGAAAGUUGUAAGUGUCUUUAUCUGUCAGAUCUUUCAAUAGUUAUUUUUUCUAAGAUGCCAGGAGGUGUUUUUUUAAAAAAAUAUAUAUACAAUAAUUCUUUGUACAGAAAGCUAUGAGUAACCCAGGAGGAUAAAUCAGUCUCAUCUUGUGGUAAAUUUUAUAAGGUAAAAUGACCAAAAUUGAAUGGAUACCCAUAGAAAUAUUUUAAAUAUUAUUUAUGUCAAAGAAUACAUUUUUUUCCAAAAUAAAAUGAAAAAAGGUUUGACUUCAAUUUUCCUUAAAGCAUUUACAUGAUAUUCCCAAUGUUGAUAUAAAUUUUCCUUGCUUUUGCUUUCUAGUCAACUAUCAAUAAAUCAAGAUACUAAUAAUUCUGUAUAUCAUUUCUUCUUAUGGGAUAUUUCCAGAUUUUUUUUUCCUUCAAGCACUCAGUUUCAAUCACUAAAUAACAUUCCAACAGCGUACAUUUUUCACCAUUGUUAGCAGGAAAAAAAUAUGCAGGUUGAAAUGUGUU
This is a messenger RNA of Notechis scutatus (mainland tiger snake), 3265 nucleotides long. RefSeq names its product DEAD-box helicase 10 (gene DDX10). The record is from RefSeq and is a predicted model, not a curated record. Lineage: Eukaryota; Metazoa; Chordata; Lepidosauria; Squamata; Elapidae. Gene Ontology annotation, molecular function: RNA helicase activity; nucleic acid binding; ATP binding.